Molecule: messenger RNA, 1125 nt
Organism: Galdieria sulphuraria
Lineage: Eukaryota; Rhodophyta; Bangiophyceae; Galdieriales; Galdieriaceae
Product: mannose-1-phosphate guanylyltransferase
Exons: 2
Coding region: 18-1094 (358 amino acids)
Biological process (GO): cell wall mannoprotein biosynthetic process; GDP-mannose biosynthetic process
Cellular component (GO): cytoplasm
Molecular function (GO): GTP binding; mannose-1-phosphate guanylyltransferase (GTP) activity
Source: RefSeq, a predicted model, not a curated record
AAUUUGAAAUUUGGAUUAUGAAGGCGCUUAUUUUGGUUGGUGGUUAUGGCACUCGUCUUCGCCCCCUUACUCUUUCCUAUCCAAAGCCUUUGGUAGAGUUUUGCAACAAACCAAUGGUUUUUCACCAGAUUGAGGCUCUUGCAGCAGUUGGUGUCAAUGAAGUUGUUCUAGCAGUAAGCUAUCAGCCUCAGGCCAUGCAAGACUUUUUGGAGUCGGAACAACAAAAGCUGGGAAUCAAAAUAACUUGUUCUCGAGAAACUGAACCUCUUGGUACAGCUGGUCCUAUCAAACUGGCAGAGUCGUUGCUUAACGAUGGAGAACCAUUCUUUGUUCUAAACUCAGAUAUUAUUUGUGACUAUCCAUUCCAGAAAAUGUUAGAUUUCCAUCGUAAGCAUGGUGGUAUAGGCACAAUUCUAGUUACUCAGGUUGAAGAGCCCAGCAAAUAUGGCGUUGUUCUUUUUGAUAAAGAUGGGAAGAUUGAACGUUUUGUUGAGAAGCCUCCGAAGUUUGUCGGCAACAGAAUAAAUGCUGGAGCAUAUUUAUUUCAUCCUGUCAUUUUGCGAAAGUUGCUAUUGAGAGCUACUUCCAUAGAGAAGGAAGUGUUUCCCGAACUGGCUGCAGAAGGCCUACUGUAUGCAGUGGAGCUGGAUUCGUUUUGGGCUGAUAUUGGACAACCAAAGGAUUACUUAACUGGAAUGUGUCUUUAUCUCUCCAACAUACGUAACAAAGAGCCUGAGAAUAUUAUGUACGGUCCUGAGUUCAUUGGUAAUGUCUUAGUAGACCCUUCAGCAAAGAUUGGUCAGAACUGCCGUUUAGGUCCCGACUGUGUUAUUGGAAGAGAUUGUAUCGUAGAAGAUGGCGUUCGCUUAAUCAGAACUACUCUUCUUCCUGGAACUCGUGUCAAGUCUCAUUCGUGGAUUUCCGAUUCUAUUAUCGGUUGGCAAUGUACGAUUGGUGAAUGGGUUCGCAUAGAGAACAACACAGUUCUUGGCGAAGACGUUAGUGUAUCAGAUGAAAUUUAUGUCAAUGGAGCCAGUGUACUUCCUCAUAAAAAUGUCACCACAGAUAUACCCGACCCAACCAUUCUCAUGUAGUGAAUGUAUUAUUCGAAAUGAUUGGAAUUGC